Elgaria multicarinata webbii is the source of this 3952-nucleotide messenger RNA. Its product is annotated as ATM interactor-like. Gene Ontology annotation, cellular component: nucleus. Gene Ontology annotation, molecular function: transcription cis-regulatory region binding; DNA-binding transcription factor activity, RNA polymerase II-specific. The transcript is spliced from 4 exons. The coding region runs from base 130 to 2325 and encodes 731 amino acids. Gene Ontology annotation, biological process: regulation of transcription by RNA polymerase II. Lineage: Eukaryota; Metazoa; Chordata; Lepidosauria; Squamata; Anguidae. The record is from RefSeq and is a predicted model, not a curated record.
CAGCUCCCGGCCAGCCCGUGGGAGCUGGUGAAGCCCUCCGUGACCGAGCUCUCGCGGGCCGUCCGGAGCAACAUCCUGUGCACCGUGCCCGGCUGCGGCAAAGUGCUGCCCAACCCGCCGGCGCUGAGCAUGCACCUCAGCAAGGCCCACCGCGUGCAGCAGCAGCAGCAGGAUGGAAAAAUAAAUUCUGCAAUAAGGAAAGACUUGAAAACCCCACAGAAAUACUACUGCUGUCCUAUUGAAGGUUGCCCUAGAGGGCCAGAAAGGCCUUUUUCACAAUUUUCUCUUGUAAGGCAGCACUUUAUGAAAAUGCAUGCCGAAAAGAAGCAUAAAUGUGAUAAAUGUAGCAAUUCGUAUGGUACCAUAUGGGAUCUAAAGCGACAUAUUGAGGAUUGUGGCAAGACUUUCCAGUGUACGUGUGGAUGCCCCUAUGCCAGCAGGACAGCAUUAUUGUCUCAUAUUUAUAGGACGCAGCAUGAGAUCCCUGUUGAACACAGGGAUCCACCUAGUAAGAAAAGGAAAAUUGAAACUUCAAUAUCAAGUCAGUUGCUGGGGGAGAAAGUUAAAGAAGCUUCUGCCAAUGUCCACAGCAGAUGUACUAGCACUAAAGACUUGGAGACUUCUGAGAUCAAACCAGCAGCUUCCUUUGAAGAUUCCAGCCGCUCCUAUACCACUAAGCAAACACAAACGCAGCCCAAAAAUAUGCCAAAGUUGCUUCUGCCAAAGCCCAAAGUGGCUUUGGUUAAACUACCUGUAAUGCAGCUUACUCACUUGCCUAUCUUUGUAUCUGCGCCAGACUCUUCUGUCAAACCCGUUGUAGUUGCUGUUGAUGACAAAGGCUCUGUUAUGAGUACCGUUCACUUGAUGCCUCUGCCAUUAGGAAUUAUGAUGCCUGCACUGGAAGCUGAAAAUCUUGCAUUUAAAGACACUUUGACCCUUUCAAAAAACAAAAGUUCUGGCAGCAUUGAGCCAGUCAGCACAGGUAUUCAGGUCAAUUUGGGUAAAGUUACAUCAAAUAAUACAAUUCAUGGUCUGGAGGCUAUAUGCUACAAGAAUGGAAUUUGUUCCACAAAUGUACAAACUGAUCUAUCUUACAUUUCACAAAACUUUGUGCCCUCUACAGCCUGGACUCCCGAUUCCUCAGUGUCCUCUUUUUCUCAAACAGACCUGACAUUCAGUUCACAAGUUUUGCUGCCAAUUAGUGUACAGACACAGACCCUGUUGCCCAGUUCAAAGCUGACUUCAUCCAUCGCUGCUCAGACAGAUACACUUGCACAGGCUUGCUUCCAGUCAUGUGGAGUUUCUCGAGAGACUCAAACCACCAGGUCACAGAAAAGUAUUGAUGGGAGAGUACAAAUGGACCAGGCUGUAAUGUGCAAUGACAUUUUUGACAGUGUUAGUUCAUCGUUUAAUGAUUCAAACUCAGUUGUGCUUCCAGGCAGCAACUUGAUGGCUGCAGGCCUGGGUCAAAGUUUGCUACAAAGAGGAACCUGUAAAUCUUUGAGUCAGGACUCUAAGUGUGAGCCGAUUAUCAACUUCAGUGCACAGAAUAAUAUUCUCCCACAGCAAGUUAUGACAGACAAUCAAACCCAGACAAUGGAGUUACUGAAUGAUCUCGAAACUAUUUUUUCAAGUAAUACAGCCGGUCAGUCGUUGGAUAACCGUAGUCUUUUAACAGAUACUAACUCCAAUUCUGGGGCCCCACUCCCGUCUGGCCCUACACAGAACUCAGGAAUUGAUUUUGACAUAGAAGAGUUCUUUACAGCUUCAAAUAUCCAAACUCAGACAGAAGAGACCGAACUUGGUAACUUGAAUUCUGAGCCAGUCUUGGAAUCACUAGAUAUUGAAACUCAAACAGAUUUAUUUUCAGAUAAUGCCACACAGUCCUAUACCUGCCGAGGUAAUCCCAGUUUCUUAGGCUUGGAGAUGUUUGACACACAGACCCAGACAGACUUAAAUUUCUUUUUAGAUAGUCCCUACCUACCUUUGGGAAGCAUCUUGAAGCAGUCCAGUUUCUCUAUGAGCAUAGAUUCAUCUGAUACAGAAACACAGACAGAAAUGCAGUUUCCUGAGAGAAGUGCCUCUAAUCAGAUAGCAGAGAGCAAAGUCCAGCUGAAUAGUGCCGAAACACAGACCAUGGAUAACUGCUUUGAAACUCUAGGGAGCUUAUUCCUUACCAGCAAUGAGACUCAGACAGCUAUGGAUGACUUUCUGUUGGCUGACUUGGCUUGGAAUACAAUGGAGUCGCAGUUCAGUUCAGUAGAAACACAGACUUGUGCAGAAUUGUGCUCUUUAUUUCAGAGUUCUGAAAAAGCAAGCCAUUGAGUGUGGUGCUCAAACUCUGUCUUAUCUGAGAAUUAAGUUAUGUGUGGGUAGGAGAAACUGACAUUGGAGUUAGCUCUGCUGAAUGUAAUUGACCAUAUACAGUUGGUUUACAAACCUUGUCAUACUAUAAGGUACUUUAACUGUUGUGUGUUGUUACUAAUAUGAACCCUGUGUGGGUGUGUUCACUGUAGUGUGUUAGUGUAUGUUUGAACACUUCAUAACGGAUUGUUAUCUGGUGCCUGCCUCUGCUAUUUUGAGUUGCAUUUUUUAAAACCCAGAAUUUUAAACCUGUAUCCUUUAGUCAUGUCUGUACUCUGAACUUGGCACUAAAGCUGCAGUCCUUUAUUCAUUUACUUGAUAAUAAGCCCCAUGGAACAAAGUAAAACUUCAGACAGAGGAUUGCACUGUAUUAUUUUAAAAGAUUGGACCAAAAGCUAGGAUUUUUUCAUUCUUACUCAUUCCCCAGAUCCUGAACAUGUCAUCAUUUUUGUUGUUGUUGUUAUUGUUGUUCCUUAUAUUGGAGUUGGUUGUCACAAUUUAAAUAUAAGGAUGUUACAACAUGGUUGUCCUCAUUAGUUCCUACAUGUUCACCCAUCAGCAUAUUGAUUCGACAUCAAGUCCUGUUCAGGUGUCAAGCCUGAACAGGCUAUGGAUCAUGCAUGCUAGCCCCACCCUCUCAGCCUAAGAUCUGAAGAGGGGUUCUAUCUCAGCGCAGCAAAGUUGGGGACUGAGGAGGUAGCACCAUCGUGCACAGAGUUGUAGGGGUGGGGGCAGCAUGCAACAGCUUGACACCGGAGCAAGGCUAUAAGCCAACAGGUUUGCAAGAUUGUAUUCUGUAAAUUUGGAGUAGCAUGGCAGUUGCUGGAUUAUUUAGUGUAGUGUUCUAAGAAAUGCAACAAAGUAUAUGAACCAGGUUUUUUUUCUGGUUUCUAAUACUUCAUAGAGCAUAAGUCAAGCUUUGUGCUUCUGUGGGUAGGAGGACAAUUGAAUUUUGAAGCUACCAUGUUAACAAAAAGUCCAUAUACUUUGUCUUUAAAAUGGGGAAAUCUCAUGGAUUUAAUUUGAUCGUGGAUUUAAUUUUCUUGAAACAGUGUCUGCCAUCUGGUACAAUUUUGGCUCUGAACUUUUGCCAGAUUUCACAGUCAUAACAGGCAGUUUGAAAUUGAGCUCUUUUGCCUCCAAAAUCUAUACCAAAUAAGGAAAGGAGGGAGGGCAGCAAUGCAAAAAGAAGAGCCUUCAAAAGGUGCACCUGAUUAUCUUAUUUUGAAUCAGCAACUCUUCUUCAAAAGCACAAGUUGAAAUAGUGUCCUGUUCUUUCAAGGACUGCUUUGUUUUAAGCAGUAUCUCUGAAGUGUAUUGCUCUAAAUUAUUUCCAGUUGUACCCUUUGGAGCUUUCAUUUCCUUCUUCAAUUUUUAAACCUGUCUCAAGCUGCUGUCAAACAACUACUUAGGAAAUGUAGCUGUAAGGCAAGCCAUAAAAAUUAGAUUCUAUCGACUCAGAACAAGACCGGUAGGUAGCUCUUCUACAACUAAUGAAGUUCCUCAGAGCACCAGAUGUGUGUGCAACUACAGCCCUUAACCAAAGACCUUAUAUGCUAAUGGACAUAUAGUUAUGAUGAUGAGUAAA